GGCCCCCUACGCGCGGGCGGCCGCCUCCCCCGCCUCCUCCCCCGGUACAUGGCUGGCGGGCCGUACUUGUCACGGUGUCACAUCCUCCCCGCCGGCUGCGGCCCCAACUUCCCCACCAGCUCGGCUGCCGCCGCCGCCCGGGGCCACCGCAGCGGCAUGGGAUAGAGCACAGCCGCCUCAGCGCCCGGCCGCCGCCUCCGUCGCGCAUCCCGGCGCCUCGCCGCACGCUCAUUUUAAAUUCGUUUUCCCCCUCGCUCUCCCUCUCCGGUUUAAAUUCUUUACCCGUGUGUGCCCCUCCGCUGUCUCUUAGCCCCCCGCCGCCGCGUCCCAUCUUUCCGUGGACAACUCCUCCUCCCCCCCCCUCCCCAAAUUUGGCUGCCCCUCGCUCCCCUCAGCGCUUCCCCGCAACGAUUCUCAACGGCCCUCGCCGCGGAGACCCCCGGAGCGGAUAUAUGUUGGGGAAAGGAGGAAAGCGGAAGUUUGACGAGCAUGAAGAUGGGUUGGAAGGCAAAGUGGUGUCUCCUACUGACGGUCCCUCUAAGGUGUCUUACACCUUACAGCGUCAGACUAUCUUCAACAUUUCCCUUAUGAAACUUUAUAACCACAGGCCAUUAACCGAGCCGAGCUUGCAAAAGACAGUUUUAAUUAACAACAUGUUGAGGCGAAUCCAGGAAGAACUCAAGCAAGAAGGCAGCUUGAGGCCCAUGUUCAUGACCGCUUCACAGCCCGCCGACCCUCUCAGCGACAACUUCCGCGAGGCCCCGCCAGCCUUCAGCCACCUCUCCUCCCAGCCCCUUCUCCCCACAGACUUGGUAAGCACUACGCCCCUGGAGUCUUGCCUCACCCCAGCCUCUUUGCUCGAGGACGACACUUUUUGCACUUCCCCGACUGUCCAGCACGAUGGUCCGACGAAACCGCCGCCUCCCGCUCUCCAACCAGUAAAGGACAGCUUCUCCUCAGCCUUGGACGAAAUCGAGGAGCUUUGUCCAGCACCUACCUCCGCAGAGGCAGUAGCAGCCGAAACAGGAGCCGGUGACUCCAGAGACCACCCCAGCGAGUCCGGCGCUCAGAAGCCCGAGGGCCUCUCAGAGAGCAGAACGGCCGAAUCGAAACUCAUGGACUCCCUACCCGGCAACUUCGAGAUAACAACUUCCACGGGUUUCCUCACAGACUUGACCCUGGAUGAUAUCCUCUUUGCUGACAUUGAUACGUCCAUGUAUGAUUUUGACCCCUGCACGUCUGCCACGGGGGCUGCUUCGAAAAUGGCUCCUGUCUCGGCAGACGAGCUCCUAAAAACUCUUGCUCCGUACAGCAGUCAACCAGUAACUCCAAAUCAGCCUUUCAAAAUGGACCUCACAGAACUGGAUCACAUCAUGGAGGUGCUUGUUGGGUCUUAAACUAUAAAAAUCUAGCAAAUUUCCUUUUUUUUUUUUCUUUUUUUCUUUUAUUCUUUUUUUUUUUCCUUUAAAUUUUAAGUACCAGUAUAUACACUCAGUAGUAUUUCCAUAGUCCCUCCCACUGCCCGAUUCACAGCACUGUGCAUGCGUUCUUGCUUGCCUUUUUUGAAAAGAAAAGGAUCACACUAGUUUUUUGCUUCAAGCAGAGUUGGAGUGCCUUCAUCUAUGUAUGACCACUUCUAAUGUAUUUUUUUUUUAAAGUGGUUCCUCAAGAAAGACCGAAUAUCCUGGUAUAGGGAAGAAUAUGUAUUGUAGACAAUGUUAUGUUACUACAAAAAAGAAAAAAAAGAAAAAAAAUUGUAAAAGCUAAGCACAAGGAUUAUGUUGGGGAAAGCUGUAAAUUGCAUGUGCAUAUUUGUCUAUUUUUUCUAUAAGUUUUAUUGCAAGAGGUAAAAAAUUUUAUUAUUUAGAUAAUCUCAAUACCAUUUUAGCCCUGUAUAGGUUGACUUAGCAAUUCAGCCUUUUGGAGGCAUUAACCUGCUCCUCUUUAAGUGUCGCAUUUACAUGGCUGUUUAGAAACUGCUGCCCAAAUUUAUUUUCUAUUUUUGUACAGAUUCUGCAGUUUAUGAUAUUGUUUUUUCUAAAAAACAAAUGCUGUUUAUACACACACAAAAAAAAAUAGCUAUUUUGAUAGGAUUUGCUCACAUAGUUCCUGCAUAAUUCAGAUGUACAAGAACCACUUGUACUUUUAUACAGAGUUGUAAUGUUUUAUAUGUGUAUGGUGCAAAGAGAAAAUUGGAUCAAAUAAGCCUGCAGUCGGUUUCCCUGAAUGCAAAGAAAAAAAAAAAAAAAAA
Molecule: messenger RNA, 2251 nt
Organism: Calypte anna (Anna's hummingbird)
Lineage: Eukaryota; Metazoa; Chordata; Aves; Apodiformes; Trochilidae
Gene: SERTAD2
Product: SERTA domain containing 2
Exons: 2
Coding region: 453-1397 (314 amino acids)
Cellular component (GO): nucleus
Molecular function (GO): transcription regulator activity
Source: RefSeq, a predicted model, not a curated record